Molecule: messenger RNA, 2769 nt
Organism: Mytilus trossulus (common blue mussel)
Lineage: Eukaryota; Metazoa; Mollusca; Bivalvia; Mytilida; Mytilidae
Product: hemicentin-1-like
Exons: 11
Coding region: 1-2769 (922 amino acids)
Biological process (GO): homophilic cell-cell adhesion
Cellular component (GO): plasma membrane
Source: RefSeq, a predicted model, not a curated record
AUGAAUACAACAUACUUUUCAUGGAAAGCAGGACAGACAGUCAUACUUAGGAGUUAUGUCACACAUACGGACGAUGCUAUAGAUUCUGUAUUCUGGAUUUUUGAAAACGAACAUGGUUUCAAGACUAUUUAUCCAUCAACUAAUCCAGAUAAAUACAGAGGAAGUACGCAGUCAUAUCCUUCACUAAUAAUAUCAAACCUAACCUAUAGGGACGAAGGAAAGUAUAAGUGUGCAGCAACAAAUGAAUUCGGAACAGGAAUAAGUAAAACAGUAUUAUUUUUGAAUGUAACAGGAACGCCACCAAAUGUCACAAUAUCUAGACGCUACUACAACGAGGAAACUGGGCAGAACAUAUCUCUUAGCGUUUCGAUUUAUUCUCCUCAGAGUGCCUUACUAUCAGUUGAAUGGCUAUUCUAUUUUACGGGAGGCAGCCGUACGAUAAAUGUCAGUUCAAGUGAUAGGUAUAUGGGAAGUUCUGUGCUAAAUCCCUCAUUGCAUAUAGUUAAUCUGACAAGUGGCGACAUUGGCAACUAUACAUGUAAAGCUAUUAAUUGGUAUGGUGUCGGAGAAAGUGAGCCAAUUAUUCUGGAGAUUAAAGAGUAUCUUCCGAUAGUGAAUAUUGAACAGCAAAACUACCUGGGAAAUCUUGGAGGAAGUAUAGUUAUCAAAUGUUCCAUUGCAUUGCCUGACAAUGGACUAUUUUCUGUGUUAUGGAUAUUUCACGAUGCAAGAAAUGGCACACAUGUUCAAGUACAAGCGAGUACAAAGUAUGAAAUACAGCUUAAUUCUAAGCCAUCACUCCUGAUAAAUAACCUAAGUUUUUCUGACGAAGGACUUUACAAAUGCCUUGCUUCAAACUCAUUUGGAACUGGAUAUAGCAACUGGACGUCACUUUUAAUUCAAGAUAUUCCCGUUGUUGUUAUUGGUGCUGAAUCGUACAGUGCGAAGUUUGGGCAUUCAGUUACCUUGGAAUGUGAAGUAUCGUCACAAACGACACUAAACAGAAUCUAUUGGGAGCGAAAUUCAAGUGGAAAUGUAGGAAUCAUUUCGUCGGACCUUGCUGGAGUUAGUGGUGCAUCGAUUGAAAAUCCAGGGCUAACGAUAAAAGUUGCAACAUCUUAUGACUCUGCAUGGUACACCUGUGUAGCUGAGAACAACUAUGGAAUUGGAAAAAGCAAGCAGUCCCGGCUAAAUGUCGUAGGAGGAAAACCUGAAGUCACAGGCCAUGCGACAGUUGUUAUCACAACAUAUGGGAUGAGUGUCACGCUUCAGGUUUCUAUAGCCUCUUCACCUGGACAUUUCAACAUCUAUUGGACAAAAGUAAUGGAGAGUGAAACUACUAUCAUACAUGAUAGUACCAUUGGGACUUCUGGUUUGCCGCUAGUAGAAGUUGUAGAAUCAGAAACAACUGUACAGUUCGGGGAUACCAUUACCUUUAAUUGUACGAUUAGAUCGCAUCCGAAUUGUACUAAAGUGUUUUGGGAAAAAAGAAAUGGGGAUAAUAUAACAACAUUGUCUACUGGAACCAACGGAGUAAGAGGAAGUACAGUUGAUAUGCCAUCGUUAACAAUUACCUUUGUGACUUCAACUGAUUCUGGUGAUUACUCGUGUAAUGCUGAAAAUAUCAUUGGCGUAGGCACAAGUCGGGUUUCUAAAUUAAAAGUUAUUGCUGGACCACCUAUUGUAAACAUUGGUUCUAUGUUUUACACAACAAUAUUCGGCACUCCAGUUACACUUGAGUGUGUUGUCAAUGCUGAACCACCAGUAAAACAUGUAAUUUGGCAGAAAAACGUCAAUGGAUAUCUCACAACAAUAACCCAUGGUGCCGUUGGUACUCAAGGAAUAUCAGCAACAUCUCCUUCUUUGACAAUCAUGUUUCCGGGCAAAUCUCACCAAGGGGAAUAUUCGUGUUUCGGUGUAAAUGAUUUGGGACAGCGUGGAAGUUUACCAACUAUACUAAAGGUCUUAGGAGAUUUACCAGUAUUGUCAAUAGGAAAUUCAGUUCAUUCAACAAAGUUUGGAGAUAGGUAUUCUAUAAAUUGCAAGGUUCAUUCAUACCCACUUCACAAUCACACAUACUGGCAGCAUACACAUGACGGAAACAAUAGAAUUAUAACGAAAGACACACCUGGUGUGAGUGGAGUGUCUCUUGAUGAUUCAACGCUUACCCUUAAUGUUGUUACUACAUCUGAUACUGGAUGGUAUACAUGUUUUGCGGAAAAUAUUGUUGGAACAGGAUCUAGUAAACGAGUCAUUCUGACUGUAGACGGAGAUGUGCCCGCAGUUGAUGUACCGUUAAAGCGAUAUACCUCUAAACAUAACCAAAAUGUGGCGUUAGUCUGCACAGUUAAUUCGAUACCACAACAUACGAUAGUGUAUUGGGAAAAAGAAACAAAGAACGGAAAAGUUAUACUCAAUCAUGGUACAACAGGAACAGUAGGAAUUACAGUAACAAACCCGUCUUUGACUCUGCAACCUGCUGCCACUACGGAUUCUGGACUGUAUACAUGUCAUGCAUCUAAUGUCAUCGGAACUGGAUCUAGUCGGGCUGUUUUAUUAAUCGUAACAUCGGAAGAUGAGGUUGAUGAUAGUGACAACAACCAACAAGGAUCAGAUAAUCCAGUGUGGGUGACGAUAGUUGCUAGUGUUUUAGGUUCUGCUACUGGUGCCUUUUUAACAUUUGCGUUUACGUUCUAUUUAUACCAUCGUUUCCGUGUUGGUGCGUAUUCGUAUCUUAACGGUAAUUUAGAAUAUGUGCAUGUAAUAUAA